Cladocopium goreaui is the source of this 3753-nucleotide messenger RNA. The record is from the annotation of a GenBank genome assembly. Lineage: Eukaryota; Dinophyceae; Suessiales; Symbiodiniaceae.
AUGCAUCCGACCGUCCCAGUCUUGACAGCUGACAUCACCGAUGAUUGUACAGCAGCCCGGAUUCAUGCCAUCUGCCCGGAACCGGCGACCAUCAUGGCCGGAGUAGCAUGCCAGCCUUAUAGUAGAGCAGGGAAACAAGAAGGGGGCCAAGACAACCGUGCGGCCACCCUUCCAGCCACUUUGAAGAUGGCACAUUACUUGCAAGCCCCGGCCUUGGUGAUUGAAUGUGUAGUUCCAGCAAGGGACAACCAAUAUGUCACUGCACAUAUUCAGGCACUUGAACACCAACUCGGCUACAAGGUAGUCAAUUGUACCAUGAAGUUGGAAGAAGUCUGGUCAGCUCAGCGAUAUCGUUGGUGGCUGUUGGCAACUCACAGCAGGCUGGGUCGUGUGAUCAUCCCGGAAUUCCCCAAAGGGUCCACUCUGGUUGUAAGAGACCUCAUGCCUUAUACCCGUAGAUGGCCAGAUGAUGAGGAAUCCCAAUUGACUUUGACUGCUCAGGAACUGGAACGGUUUCAGUUGGGGGGAGAGCCACUGCGGAAGUACUUGGUUCAGGCCGACCAAAAAUUGCCGACUGCCUUGCACAGCUGGGGGGGCCAAACACAAGGAUGUGCCUGUGAGUGUAGGGGCCAAGGCUUUGCAGAUUUCACGUUGCAGUCCAGGGGCCUUUUUGCCCAAUUGCUUCAGAUUCCGGGGACCAUUGCCCCACCAGCCCCACCUCAAGAGGAUCCGAUUGAGGACAUGCCACCACAGCUGCAAGUUUCAGAUCAUGCAGGAGUGACUUGGAAGCUUGACCAUCAGGCCAACAGCACAGUCCGAAAUCUGUUGGAGGCGGAAUGUGAUCUCCUCAGGGUGCCUUUGUUUGAUGUUCAAGUCUGUGAUUUGGAUGGGAACCCUUUGCCUGAAGACGCCAAACUGGCAGAUCAACAUGGAGUACUUUUGGUUAAGUCAUGGAUCAAUCACCCAGUUGAAUCGGAGCCACCAGCAGAAGUUCCCUUUGCACCUGAAGAUCUGCUCCCAUGCCCAGGACCAGCUGACCCGAUCAACCCAGAGGAACCUGCCAGUGCCGUCGCUACUCAGGUUGACUCAGAUGCCGACCAGCUUGCCCCGGUAGAUCUGCCAACUCACACCGAAGACCAUGUCCCGGCACCCGUGAGCCAAUAUCGAGCAUCCGAUACCUCCGUCUUGCCGUUGUUGCAGUUGACCCCAUCUAGCCUGCUUGAAAUGUUGCCGCCUCGGACCGAUGAUGCCGAAGUUUGCAAUGGGCUGAGGUCUUUGCACAUUUCAUGGACUUGUAGAGUAGAUCUUUUAGAUCGCCAGGCACAUGCAUGUGCAGAUGAUGAGAUGCUCUGGCAUAUGGAAGCAACAGUCAUGCACGCCAGAAGAUCAGCAGUUGUCAUGGACCCUUUGCUUGCCACCACCUGGAUGACCACAGGUACAGAACAAGCGGUGCAAUCAUGGUUGGACUCAGUUGAAUACCCGUCAGAUCGGAUCAUCACUGCAGUGCUUAGCCAUGGCCACUGGACACCGGUGAUUUGGUUUGUCAAGGCGGACAGGCUGGAAGUUCACACAUAUGACCAUGCAGAUGUGGAUUUGAAUUGCCUCAACUCACUUCAUGGACUUUUGUGUCACGUGUUGGCUUUGCCAUUUUACAAUGUCUCAUGCCAUCGACGCAGCUUUGGUCCCAAUUUGUGUGGAGCUGCCGCCAUCGCUUUCCUGAUUGCCAAACUCAACGAUGGAUAUAUGCCAGCGACUGAGGCCGCCUUGCAAGCCUUCAGCGACCGCCUGAGGGACCAGUUCAAGGUGUCACAUGCAGCAGCCGCUGAUGUCUUGAGACCUUGGUGUUGGGGCACAGGGGUAGAUGAAAUCCCCACCUUGUUGGCUACCUUGCUUCAGUUUCAUGGAGUGCCCCAGUCAGCAUCCAAACAGCGAGCCAAAUUGGUCCUCCAAAGUCUUGGUAAAGAGGCCGUCCAAAAGGCACUUGAAGGAGUGUCCCCCUGGAAGAGCUUGAAGCAUCUUGCCAACCAACACCAACCGUUGAUCCAGUUGGUUCUGCCGGAUGAACUUGCGACCGUGGUGAAAAGCCGACAAGCCAAGAAGGGAUCCAAAGACCCCAAGACGCCUGUGCCCAAAGUGCAACCAGCAAAGCCCUUAGACUUGGAUCCCAGCAGGUUACAACUGGAGCCUGAGACGUUUUGCACGAACCCAGACACCAUGAUGCAGCAGAUACCCGUUGGGCAGGUAGGACCUUUGGCAUCCGGAGUGGCCCUGGUUACUCAUGCAGAGGCACAGCCCUUUUUGCAGGCAAACAAAGUUUUGACCACCAAAGGUUUGGCUCUGUUGAUCGUGAAUGGGCCGCCAGAACUGUGUACAGAUCUGCAGUGGAGCUCCAUCCGAUUUGCGGCACGUUGUGCGGUCAACCAACAACCCAUUUUGCUCCAUGGUUUUCUGGUUCAAUUGGGCAACGCCGUGGUGUGUCCUUUUCGCCGCCAUACCAAUGUCUCUGUCCCUGAUGUCCCAGUCACAUGUGCCAGGGUUACUGUCUUCCGAGAUCAAUGGCCUCAGGAUUGGGAAUCGUUUGCCACCCACCCAGUCAAAGAAGUGUUGCAACACAUUGCUCCGUUGCAGACGUGUCGCAUUGAAGGUUGCACAUGCCACAAAUGGCACAGAGACCCCAUGGAUCAAGCUCAAGAUGUGGUGAUGGAUGUCUUCAAACGCCAGUUCUUCACAGAUGGGGGUCGACCGACCCGGGCGCACCAGGCCAGCCACUUUAGUGUCCAACUUAGGUACCUGAAGCAGCAAGAAACCCAGGUCCUGCAGUGUAGUGGUGUCAAUGGCUUGUACAUAGAACCCAGACUGCCAGAUUCGUCUACACCGUCUGAUGAAUUCCAGGUGAUUUGGUUACCACAGGCAACAUUGUCGGAAGCCCAACACAGCAUGCAGUGUGAGCCCCUCAGCAUCGGCCUGGCACGAGCCGGCAGACGGUAUGGCAUCAGAGUGCAAGCCAGGCACUACCAAACACUGUUUGCCAAGCUCAAGCCUGACAGCCAAUUCCUGGCGCCUGGUGAACGCCUUAACUGGCAUUGUGGUCCCUGGCCGUUUGGAUCAGAUCGCAAAAUGAUUGCCAAGGUCUUUGGAGACAUGCAGUGGCAAGCCAGACCGUUACAACCACACCGCACGGUCGAAGGUGGUAUCAUGUGGUUAGUGCAAAGUGUUACACCGCCACCUCAGUCGGUCUGGAACAUGUCUCAUGGUCCCGUGGUAGUGUCCCAGUGUGAGUCAGCCUCAGCCAGCAUGACGCAGUCCAACCAUGUCAUUGGCACCCAGGCCACAGUGGAAUUGUGCAGUUCCUCUGCUGAUGUUGACCCGUGGAUGACCAGAGAUCCAUGGCAAGGAGCCCUCAAAACGGUCCCAACCUCAGCAAGCCCGAACGUGACCACUCAGAUUCAGGAACUGGAAGAGCGGUUGGAGAAGACCACCAUGGCCAAACUCCCAUAUGAGAAAAUGGACACUGACGAAGACGACGACAGAGUGGGCCAAUUGGAGCUCCAGCUCCAGCAGUUGGCCCAGCGCCAACAGUCCCUUGAGGGCAUGGUGAAUGAACACCACCACCAACACACGGCACAGGUCCAGACAUUGCAAACCCAAGUGAUGUCACAACUUGAGGUCCAGCGAUCUCAAAUGAAAGGCAUGUUCGACGACCAAAUGAGCCGGUUGGAAGCCAUUUUGGCAAAGAAAGGGCGCUUUGAGUGA